Messenger RNA from Dendrobium catenatum, 806 nucleotides. Its product is annotated as sucrose synthase 2. Lineage: Eukaryota; Viridiplantae; Streptophyta; Magnoliopsida; Asparagales; Orchidaceae. Bases 195 to 791 code for a protein of 198 amino acids. The record is from RefSeq and is a predicted model, not a curated record. The transcript has 5 exons. Gene Ontology annotation, biological process: sucrose metabolic process. Gene Ontology annotation, molecular function: sucrose synthase activity.
UCCAUCUUUUUUUCGGGUAUUUAAAGGGACCAAGAUCAGCUCUUCUCAUCCAUUGCUCAUAACUCCGUUCACUCCGUUUUCUUGCUCUCCGUUUUCUUUUCUUAUUGCAUUCUGCUUUUUCUCCAUUAUUGUCUCCAUUUUGGUCUUCAGCAAGUUUAGUUCUUCUGAAUCUGUAAAGGAGGAGGAGAGGAGCCAUGUCUGAUAAUAGAUUUUUGGGCCGCGUUCAUAGCGUUCGUGAGCGGCUUGGAGACACUCUUUCAGCUCACACAAAUGAGUUGCUUGCCCUCUUCUCAAGGUUUGUCAAACAAGGGAAAGGGAUGUUACAACCCCACCAGAUUUUGGCUGAGUAUGAUUCAGUGAUUCCUGAAGCAGAUCGCCAGAAGCUCAAAGAUGGUGUCUUAGAAGAUGUUCUCAAAGCUGCUCAGGAGGCCAUAAUUGUACCUCCAUGGGUGGCACUGGCCAUCCGACCAAGGCCUGGAGUGUGGGAAUAUGUGAGGGUUAAUGUGAGUGAAUUGGCUGUGGAGGAGCUGAGCGUGCCUGAGUACUUACAGUUCAAGGAAGAGUUGGUUGAUGGGAGAUCUCAGAGCAACUUUACUCUAGAGCUGGACUUUGAGCCUUUCAAUGCUUCUUUCCCUCGCCCCUCGCUUUCAAAAUCCAUUGGUAAUGGUGUGCAGUUUCUGAAUCGGCAUCUUUCCUCCAAAUUGUUCCAUGAUAAGGAGAGCCUUUAUCCUCUGCUUAAUUUCCUGAGGCAUCAUCAUUACAAUGGAAUGGUUAGUUCUCUGUUAUGUUAAAUAUUUAUCCUAUGA